AUGCCAUUCAAGAGAUACGUGGAGAUUGGGAGGGUAGCUCUCAUCAACUAUGGUAAAGACUACAGAAAGCUCAGUGUCAUUGUCUAUGUCAUCGACCAAAACCAAGCCUCAAUCGUGACCCCUAACAUGGUAAUGGGCAAAGAAAAUGAUCGAAAAAAGAUCAAAGCGAUCGUCAUGGUAAGAAUUCUUGCCGAAAAAAUUAGAAUCGGGGAAGUAGCGCAUGGGGAAAUUAGCCGAAGAGAGAAGAGUAGGGUCGGCAGGGAUCAAGGACACUUGAAUCCCAAGCCAACAGAGCCCAAAGAUAGGAUCUCCCAUCAGAAUAUCCUCUCAGAAGAAGCUAAUACUCAUCUGGUCGACUCUCUACAAAGAUCGGUCACCGAAAACCAGAAAUUACAAGAACGAAUAAGGCAGCUGGAGGACCAACAGCACAUCCUUGGAAGAGAAGUCAAAAGGCUAAAGGAAGAAGCAAUGGCCGAAAAGACGGAGUUUGAGGAGCAAGAAACGCGGUGGAAAAAGGAAAAGAUCUCUCUCCUAGCUGCAAUAAAAGAGGCAAAAGUUUAG
Messenger RNA from Hevea brasiliensis (rubber tree), 561 nucleotides. RefSeq lists its product as uncharacterized. The transcript has 3 exons. Gene Ontology annotation, cellular component: cytosolic large ribosomal subunit. The record is from RefSeq and is a predicted model, not a curated record. NCBI's taxonomy places the organism in Eukaryota, Viridiplantae, Streptophyta, Magnoliopsida, Malpighiales, Euphorbiaceae. Bases 1 to 561 code for a protein of 186 amino acids. Gene Ontology annotation, molecular function: RNA binding; structural constituent of ribosome. Gene Ontology annotation, biological process: ribosomal large subunit biogenesis.